Messenger RNA from Polyodon spathula (Mississippi paddlefish), 967 nucleotides. RefSeq lists its product as uncharacterized. Bases 254 to 967 code for a protein of 237 amino acids. The record is from RefSeq and is a predicted model, not a curated record. The transcript is spliced from 3 exons. Lineage: Eukaryota; Metazoa; Chordata; Actinopteri; Acipenseriformes; Polyodontidae.
CAUAUGUGUAUCAAAUACAAUCUAACACUGUGUUUUAUAUACAUUCACAGGAAAGAAGCAAGGGCUGAGUGGAGCAAGAAAAUUGAGAAUUGAUAAUAGGAGAGAAGUGCUCGCGGAGGUGAGACCAAACCAAUCAGCCUCCGAGGCUAGGAAGCAACCAAUACCAAGAGAUGUGAAAAUGGGAAAACAAAAGAUUUAGGAUAGAUUUGGCCGGGGGUCCCCUUUGUCUCAUGGAGAGACUUCCUGAUGGAGGAUGAAGCCAGAGUGGCUGCGCUUCCAAGCCGUCUCCACAGACAGAAGGAGGCUACCAGCUGCUCCCACCUCCACCACAAGAGGGAGGCUACCUGCUGCUCCCACCUCCACCACAAGAGGGAGACUACCUGCUGCUCCCAGCACCACAGCGAGAAGAUUACCUGCUGCUUCCGCCUCCACCACCAGAGAGAGAAAAGGAGCUCCUGAUGCCGCCUCCCAAGGGUCUGCACCUGCCGUCGCCUCCCAAUGGUCCGCUGUCAUUGCCUUCGGAGAGAACACUCCUGCCCUUUCGUGCACCGCCUAUGGCUGUCAAUCUUGUAUCGCCUACGGCCACAAAGCCUGCACCGCCUGGAGCUGCCGAGCCUGCACCGCCUGCACGUCACCGCUCGAGGAUGCCUGCACGUCACCGCUCGAGGAUGCCUGCACGUCACCGCUCGAGGAUGCCUGCACGUCACCGCUCGAGGAUCCUGGGGAUGCCUGCAUGUCACCGUCCGGGGAUGCCUGCACGACACCUCUCGGGGAGUUGUGGUGUCCACCAGCAGCAGUUUUGGGAGCAAUCGGCUACAGAGAAGGGGAAGGUCAGGAGACCACCUCAACCAGCAGCACUUCCACUGCCAGUUUUGCCUUGGCCAGUGGAGCUAGCCUGUGCAUUGUCAGCCUGGCCACUGCUAGUGUUGGCAUGGGAGAAGAACUUCCCACCAUGGCCACCAGCUAA